GGCAGUAAAGCGCGUGCGGUGUCGUAAACAGGAAGUACCAUUCCUCUAGUUGGUGGAGCUACGUGCAGCCAUGAAGAUGACAGGGGAAAAUAAUGCUGGAUAUUCAGAAAUAACAAUGGAUGAUGUAAAAGACCUAAUUAAAAGGAAAGAUGAAAUUGAAGAGCAGAUAAAGGCUUAUCACGAUGUUUUGGAAGACCAACGUGUCGGAGUUGAAGGUCCUUUGGUUGACGCAGAGGGUUUCCCCCGAGCAGAUGUUAAUUUAUACCAGAUCAGGACAGCAAGGCACAGUAUUUCAUGCCUGCAGAAUGAUCACAAGGCCAUCAUGGAGGAGAUAGAAGAAGCUCUACACAAGCUACAUGCUCGAGAGAAAGCCAAGCGGGGAGGGGAUGAGGCAGGAGACCAGGGGGAGGCCAUGGAGCAACAGGUCAUUCUUCCUCCUCCCUUUGCACGGGUGGAUGCUGUGACACAAGGCUCGCCUGCAUGUGGAGCUGGGCUCAGAGUUGGUGAUGAAAUCAUUGAGUUUGGUUCCGUUAACACAGAGAACUUUCAGAACCUCCAGAAUAUUGCUUCUGUGGUAGAACACAGUGAAGGGAAACCAUUACGUGUCUCAGUCAUCCGGGAUGGCCAGAAAGCUCAGAUGAACCUGACUCCACAGCGAUGGUCAGGCAGAGGAUUGCUGGGAUGCAACAUUGUUCCAAUCCAUCGAUGAUCACCAUGACAUUGUGCAGUAUUUCAACACCUUCCUCCACCUAUGAUAUGCCCGGAUGAUUUCAAACUGACUUUGUACAUGCUGCAGACAUUUUCACCUGUUUAUUUUCUCAAUAUAUUCACAGUAUAUCUUUAUACAAGGGCUGUCUCCCAAAUGGGAUAUAUGAAAAUAAAGUGUCACAGUACUUCUUUUUCAGAGGCCAUACUGAGUUUACUGAAUAAACAUUGCUAUCUUAUACUA
This is a messenger RNA of Etheostoma cragini (Arkansas darter), 949 nucleotides long. RefSeq names its product proteasome 26S subunit, non-ATPase 9 (gene psmd9). The record is from RefSeq and is a predicted model, not a curated record. Gene Ontology annotation, cellular component: cytoplasm; nucleus. The coding region runs from base 71 to 709 and encodes 212 amino acids. NCBI's taxonomy places the organism in Eukaryota, Metazoa, Chordata, Actinopteri, Perciformes, Percidae. The transcript has 6 exons. Gene Ontology annotation, biological process: proteasome regulatory particle assembly. Gene Ontology annotation, molecular function: protein binding.